GAGAAACACUGAUGCUGGGCCGCCCUGCUGUCAGUACAACUGCGUGCACACACAGAGAGAGAGAGAGAGAGAGAGAGAAGAGAAAGAAAGAGCGCUCGGAGAACAGCGCGUGUGGAGAGCGGCUGGUGAGUGAGAUUUAAAGGGCUUCUCCAGGCAACCGGCCGGUCAGGAGCAUAGCUACACUGGGACCGUGUUACAGGAAAUAUCCGGUGCAUCAUUCCAACAUUGAGCUCCGGUAUGGACUAGCGGCUUCAUUCAUACAGCAGCGCGCGGCGGAGCGUCUGUUUGUCGGUAACAUGCCGCAGGCUUCCUAAAAGCAGACCUCGCCGUUCAGUCCGGUUUGUUUUUGUUCUCGUGGAUUAAACUUGUGUCCGGGAUGGGGAAGGAGCAGGAGCUGCUGGAGGCGGCGCGGACAGGGAAUGUGGGGCUGGUGGAGAAGCUGUUGAGUGGGAAGAAAGGAUUGCUGGGAUCGGGCUCGGGCUCCAUACCUCUGCCUGGGUUACUCAGUAUGUGGAGAGGCGUCAAUGUGAACUGUGCUGACAGCUCAGGAUACACACCCCUGCACCACGCGUCUCUGAACGGACACAGGGACGUGGUGUUGAAGUUGUUGCAGUUUGAAGCCUCUACUAAUGUGGCAGACAGUAAGGGCUGUUUUCCUCUGCAUCUGGCCGCAUGGAGAGGUGACAUGGACAUAGUCCAGAUACUGAUCCACCACGGGCCGUCCCACAGCAGAGUUAAUGAGCAGAACCAUGAAAAGGAGACGGCUCUGCACUGUGCGGCUCAGUACGGUCACUCCGAGGUGGUCCGUGUUUUGCUGCAGGAGCUGACAGACCCCAGCAUGAGGAACAGUCGAGGAGAAACGCCACUGGACCUGGCCGCCCUGUAUGGCCGCCUGCAGGUGGUCUGCAUGUUGCUUACCGCCCACCCCAACCUCAUGAGCUGCAAUACAUGCAAACACACACCUCUACAUCUGGCCGCACGAAAUGGCCAUCAUGCCACCGUUCGAGUGCUGCUAGAGGCCGACAUGGACGUUAACACACAGACAGAGAAAGGGAGUGCUCUCCACGAAGCCGCUCUCUUUGGAAAGAUGGAUGUAGUUCAGCUACUGCUUGACUCAGGGAUUGAUGCCAGCAUCAGAGAUUGCCAAGGAAGAACUGUUCUAGAUAUUCUAAGAGAACAUCCAUCUCAGAAAUCACAACAAAUUGCUUCUCUCAUACAAGAUUAUAUGAUGUCGGAUUGUGACGAAGGGAAUUUUCAUGAAGAUUUUGCCCAUCAGCGUCCAAUACCGACACCACGCACAUCAAUACCCUCACCUGUGCCCUCUCCAUCUCUACGGCAUAAAAAUGACGCAGUAACGGGGGAGUUGUCCAAGUUGCUGAAUGAAAUAAAGAUCUGCCGUGAUAAGGAUUGCUCCUUUGAGGAGCUGUGUCAGACCAUCUCUUCUCACUCUCAGUCCAUGGAAAGCUUCGGCAGUGGGCGGCUGUCUGACGAGGAACGAAACGGCACACUCACUCGAAUAAACAAGCGACCCACUCCCCCGUUGCCCCCAGCGAUGGAAGAGGAGGAAAAGAGCUGCGGACCAUCAGGCCUGUGGGAGGCACUCACUCCCUGCAACGGCUGCAGAAACCUGGGCUUUUCUCAGACAAACAGGCAGCAGGAGGACAAGCGAUGUGCUGAAAUUGCCCAUUCUCCAUCCCUGGAUGUGUUUUUACCAGAAGAUGAGGACAACCCUUACGAGUCAGUGGCUACAGCUGUCACACGCAAACCCUGCUCUCUGGACAUCCACCUCCACAACGCCUGUCCUCGCAACGGCCACUUCUCACAUGUGUCGGUCAGUGAUGCUGAGCUAGGUAACCAUGGUGAUGAUUCUACAGGCCUGACUCCUGACUGCUCACCUCCUUCACCUGAUACUGCCCUGAGGAACAUUGAGAGAGUCAUCCGCCCCCAGCCAAAGCAACGGACCUCACUGUCCUCCUCCCAGGACGUCCAGAAACCCCUGCAGAAUCACAGCGGUGAUCCUUCGGAGGUCAGUUCAUCACUCGGCUACGCCAGUUUCACCACCAGCCCCCCUGCCAGCCCUCCCAUCAGCCCUGCCAACUGCUCCAUUGGAUCCGCCGAAGAGUACAGCAUCACUGAUGAGGCAGCGCACCAGAAGGAGUGCAUAGAGCGAGACGACCGGAGAAAUAGCCACGUUCCCGAGCAGUUCGCCGGCCUCCUCCACGGCUCGUCUCCUGCCUGUGAAUCCCCUGACAACCCUUAUCAACUCUACGGAAAAGUGCGAAAGUUCAGUGUUCCUGAGCCUCCGCUCCGGCACGGGAAUUUUCUCAGAGCUCCUGAGUACUCGCCCCCAUUUCCUCGCACCGGCAGCGAGGCGUCUGCCCUGAAGACCCAGAAAGAAGCCAAACCACAGAUAGUCUACAGGACGAUUUUUCACACCCGGGUCAACCAGGGCCCGUUAACUCUCACUGAAUCGGGCAACAAGAGCACCGGGGUGCAUGUGAGCAACGGGGAGGUCCGGAGCAAAAGCACGGGCGGCUCUAGCCCAGCAAGCAGCAAUACCGGCUACGAGGAAAGAGCCUGCACUCUUGGGAGGAUGAGGUCCAUGCCUAAAAAUGUUUUGGACCUUCAGCUGUCCAGAAAUUUCUCCAAAUCAGACUCAAACUUGGUGGCCGUGUCUCCUAUUGAGGAGGAGCAAUGGAGUUCCAGGGGGCAGAACAGCCCUGGUAAAAGCAGCCCCAACAGACUAGAAAGAACCCCCUCCUUUACAGCAGAGUGGGAAGAGAUUGACAAGAUUAUGAGCUCCAUAGGUGCUGGAAUUGGCACAGAGUUGGAGGGGAUUACGGAGGAUCACUCAGGCCCCCGCUGCCCCGUCCAGUCCGUGGGACAGUGGCUGGACAACAUCGGUCUCGUGCAGUACGAAAACCACCUGCUGUCUAACGGCUUCGACAACGUUCAGUUUAUGGGUAGUAAUGUCGUGGAGGACCAGGACCUGCUAGAGAUCGGGAUUUUAAACUCUGCCCACAGACAGCGAUUUCUUCAGGCUAUUCGCCUGCUCCCCAGGGUGCGGCCCAUCGGUUACGAUGGAAAUAACCCCACCUCAGUGGCAGAAUGGCUGGAGUCUCUGGAGCUGGGAGACUAUACCAAGUCUUUCCUCAUCAACGGCUACACCUCCAUGGAGCUGGUCAAGAAGAUCUGGGAGAUUGAGCUCAUUAAUGUUCUAAAGAUUAAUUUGAUCGGCCACAGGAAAAGAAUACUUGCUUCACUUGGAGAUCGACUGCACGAAGACCCUCCACAGAAACCACCACGGGCCAUCUCCCUAAGGGAGCCCACCGGGAACCACACUCCACCUCAGCUGUCCCCGUCUCUGAAUCAGGCCUACCCUAACGCCGGCUCCCUGGACGUCCAGCAUCUCAUCAUGCAGGCCGACGCCAGACGCAGACGCAACGACAACUACUUCGAGGACGUGCCGCGCUCCAAACUAGAGAGACAGAUGGCACAAGUCAGUAUGCAAGGGGAAUGGUGCGAGCCAAUCACAUUACGGCCUCCGAACGAGGCGACGUCAUCUACGCCGGUGCAGUACUGGCAGCACCAUCCAGAGAAGCUUAUAUUCCAGUCAUGUGACUAUGAAGCAUAUUAUCUGGGCUCUAUAUUGGUGAAGGAGCUGCGCGGCACAGAGUCCACGCAUGAUGCCUGUGCAAAAAUGAGGAAGUCUACAGAACAGAUGAAGAAGAUUCCCACCAUAGUACUGUCUGUCUCCUAUAAGGGCGUCAAGUUUAUUGAUGCCACUAACAAGAACAUUAUAGCCGAGCAUGAGAUCAGGAAUAUCUCGUGUGCCGCGCAGGACCCUGAAGAUCUGUCCACGUUUGCGUACAUCACCAAGGACUUGAAAUCCAGCCAUCAUUACUGCCAUGUGUUUACAGCUUUUGAUGUGAAUCUGGCCUAUGAGAUUAUCCUGACAUUGGGCCAGGCGUUUGAGGUGGCGUAUCAGUUGGCCCUCCAGGCCAGAAAGAGCGGCCACGGGUCAUCCACUCUGCCAGAGAGCUUCGACAGCAAACCCUCCAAACCUGUCCCUAAACCUCGCGUAAACAUACGCAAGUCUGUGAGUCAUGCCCCCUCUAGCCGCUGGUCCCUGGGGCAUAUUUUCACCCCGCACAGGACUCCUCUUAAUCCUUCUCCUCUUCCUCCUAUCUCACGACUCCUCCAUCAUCCACACAAAGUUCAAUUUCAGAUGGAGCAGCCCUCAAUGGAUCAAAAGGGCCACGCCAACGUCCCCUGGAUAGUCGAGCCAGGACAGGAAGCCAAAAGAGGAGCAAACACCAAGGCAAUGGCGGACGCCCAUGUCUAUUACAGUGGAAUUCAGAGAAUGUAGCCUGCCCCUAACAUGGACCCUCACUCUCACACGCAUUGCAAAAACGGACCACAAAUACGGAACCUAAAAGCGUCACCGGAGCCUCUCGUAUCGCACUUGUAAGGAUUCGCACAAGGACUUUUUCGCCUGGGACUUGGCUUUCGCGUACAAGGACCGUCGACAUGGACCCGUGGCCUUUUAACGAAACACUCGCAUGCGCUCGCACACACACACACUGCAUAAAAACAAUAGGAGGAGACUGUGGAAUUGGAAUGUACACUUUUCAAGAGGCAGCGAUUCGAAUCGCGUUCUGAAGGAUUUUGUCGUGUGAGAAACGGACUUGGGAAAGACUCGGACGACUACACUGACUUUUCACCGAAUAUCUAGUCCAAAAUACCAUGGCAUGUCUGGGCUGGGAUGAAAAUGGACAUUUACAUGAAUUGCUGUAUUUUUUCCUUUUCUGUUUUCUUUGUUUCUUCCUUCUUUUCCUUAUUUCGUUUUUUUUGUGGUUAUUGAUCUAAAAAAUAUCAAUAUGCACAAUGUGAAUGGACUCACUGCAGUAGACAACAAUGAAAUGGACACGUCUCGUGCCAAAAUCACUACGGAGUGGUUGUUGACGUAAUUGGUGACGCCAUGCAGAUUAAUAUCCAUAUAUUGGCAAGAAAUUUUACUGUUUAAUAGAGAACUAUAUUACCAUUACUGUAAUAUUUACAAUUAUUAUAAUUAUUCUUCUUAUUGUGCAAUUCUCGUCUGAUGUCGUCUUAAUGUUACAUUAUUUUUUUAUGACACGUUGAGCUCGAAUACGCAGCCAUCCGAGAAAACUAAACAAAUAUUAUUCUAGUAAUACGGAGGAUGUUCGAACGUGUGGAUGGCUCCACUUGUGUUUCAAAUGAAAAUAUAAAAACAAAUGUCUUAUUUUCACUCAUUGUCACUGUAGAAUUUUGCCACAGUUAUGUAAAUACAUAUUUUGUUGACUCAUUGUUCAUAUAUGUAAUAAAAAAAAACAAACAAAGAAAAAACAUGUAUUAAGAAUGAAAAAAACAAAAUAAUAAAUUGCAUUGGUAAACAAGGUACCAAAUUUGGCAGGUCAAAGUGCAACACAUUAAAACAAAACAACAGUAUGUGCAACGGGUGGAUUUGUGACAUCAUUGCUGACUAACAUAUGUGUAGAUAGGCUUGGGCUUCCAGCACACAGAUUUUGUAAGUUUGGUCUUUAUUUAUAUUCUUGCAAAGCACACAGAAUAAAUCCAGAUUGUAGAACCAUUGUUC
Molecule: messenger RNA, 5617 nt
Organism: Carassius carassius (crucian carp)
Lineage: Eukaryota; Metazoa; Chordata; Actinopteri; Cypriniformes; Cyprinidae
Gene: anks1b
Product: ankyrin repeat and sterile alpha motif domain containing 1B
Exons: 28
Coding region: 377-4369 (1330 amino acids)
Cellular component (GO): cytosol
Molecular function (GO): protein binding
Source: RefSeq, a predicted model, not a curated record